AAGAUAAUUAAUUUAUACACACUGCGUUUACUAGACCCUGAAAUUGUCCCUGAAAUUGUGCGCAAUUGCACAGUGUGGGGGCAAGGUACAGAUUCUUCCGGGUCUGCUAUACAAGGGUUUCUUCUGCUUUGUAAUUUCAUCAUGAAUCGCGCAUAUUGUUUAUAUUGAUAUAGCUCUACCCACUUUUGCAAUGGGAGAAGAGUUGGAUACUGAACAACAGGAGGAGAUGAUGGAAAGAAGUUAUUCGCAAACUAUGCAGAUUGAUCCGAAAAAGGCUCGAUUUCCAUGCUCUAUUGUGUGGUCACCACUUCCUGUGAUCUCGUGGUUCAUUCCUUGCAUCGGGCACAUUGGCAUCUGCAGAGAGGAUGGAGUAAUAUUGGAUUUUGCAGGGCCUAAUUUUGUGUGUGUGGACCAUUUUACAUUUGGAGCUGCCACUCGCUAUUUUCAGAUUCCCAAAGAAAAGUGUUGCAUACCUUUGGACCAGUCUGCGUAUAAUGGUGAGGAACACUACACGGAGGGAGAAAAUAGAGGAGAUUUAAGGACUUGGGAUGGUGCACUGAGGAAAAGCAUUGAAGAAUUCCAGCAUCGAUCUUACAAUCUCUUUACCUGCAACUGCCAUUCGUUUGUCGUCAAUAAUUUAAACAGGUUGGACUUCUUGUCUGGUGGAUGGAAUGUGGUGAACCUUGCAAUUUUCAUUUUAUUCAAUGGACGUUGGGUCAGCAGAGCAUCUAUGCUUCGAUCCAUCUUACCAUCUGUGGUUGUAUUUUUUCUUGGAGUCGCAUUCGGGGGCUUCACUUUCUUGAAGUUUUGGUUCUUUUUCACUUCCCUUCUUAUUGGCUGGUUCCUGCUUGGUACUUAUUGUUUCAAGAACCUGAUUCAGUUGUAGUAUCAGGUUCUCUGACUCUACUUCGUAUACAAGUGUGAUACGUGCUAUUUUUUGUGAAACAUGGCUAAUUAAUCAUAUACUUUGUGUUCAGAUCAAUUUUUUUGUCAAAGGCUUGUUGCUUUA
Vigna unguiculata (cowpea) is the source of this 1009-nucleotide messenger RNA. RefSeq names its product RTE1-homolog (gene RTH). Gene Ontology annotation, cellular component: endoplasmic reticulum; Golgi apparatus. Lineage: Eukaryota; Viridiplantae; Streptophyta; Magnoliopsida; Fabales; Fabaceae. The record is from RefSeq and is a predicted model, not a curated record. Gene Ontology annotation, biological process: regulation of ethylene-activated signaling pathway; response to ethylene.